UUGAACAUGCAGCUCCAGAUUUUGCUCUUGCUCCCCAUGGCCUUUCUCCUGCCUCCUGGAGCUCAGGCUGGGAAGAUCAUCGGGGGCCGGGUAGCCAAGCCGCAUUCCCGCCCCUACAUGGCAUAUCUCAAGAGAAAAACCUGCAAGGGUGAAGAGACAUGUGGGGGGUUCCUGGUGCGGGAGGAUUUUGUGCUGACAGCCGCCCACUGUGCCGAUGGGGACAUCACGGUGCUCCUUGGAGCCCACAAUGUCCGUCAGGAUGAGGAGACCCAACAACGAGUCUCUGUGCGGCGGAAGAUCCUCCAUCCCAGAUACAACAAGACGAGCAUCGAGAACGACCUGAUGCUGCUGCAGCUGGCGGAGCCCGCGGAGCUGAGCAAUGCCAUAUACACCAUCCCGCUGCCCCAGGUUGGCCACGUUGUGGAUCCGGGGUCUGUGUGCAGCGUGGCAGGAUGGGGCAAGACCAAACGCCAUGUUAUUCUAACCAGCAGCAUCCUCCAUGAGGUGAAGCUGGAGGUGAUGACAGACAAGACCUGCCAGAAGGACGGGCUGCUCCGACGCUACUACAAGCCCUCGAAGAUGAUGUGUGUGGGGGACCCUGAUGAGGACAAGGCCUCAUUCUCGGGUGACUCCGGGGGCCCCCUGGUAUGUGAUGGGAAGGCCCAGGGCAUCGUCUCCUUCGGCAAAGGUGAUGGGUCCCCCCCGAGGGUGUUCACCAGGGUCUCCGCAUACGUCCCUUGGAUCAAGAAGACAAUGAGGGGUCUCAGCAGCCCAGGGUCCAUGCUGAAAGCCCUGCAUCCCUUCAUUGAAGGGUGCAGAGCUGGGUUUGGGGAGUUAUGA
Messenger RNA from Chelonoidis abingdonii (Abingdon island giant tortoise), 840 nucleotides. Its product is annotated as cathepsin G-like. The record is from RefSeq and is a predicted model, not a curated record. NCBI's taxonomy places the organism in Eukaryota, Metazoa, Chordata, Testudines, Testudinidae. Gene Ontology annotation, molecular function: serine-type endopeptidase activity. Gene Ontology annotation, biological process: proteolysis. Gene Ontology annotation, cellular component: cytoplasm; intracellular membrane-bounded organelle.